Phaeodactylum tricornutum CCAP 1055/1 is the source of this 288-nucleotide messenger RNA. RefSeq lists its product with no specific name. The transcript has a single exon. The record is from RefSeq and is a predicted model, not a curated record. Bases 1 to 288 code for a protein of 95 amino acids. NCBI's taxonomy places the organism in Eukaryota, Bacillariophyta, Bacillariophyceae, Surirellales, Neidiaceae.
AUGCCAGUCCCAUUGAAGGAGCUUCGUGAUAGUGACGAUACCUCACAAGGCACAUGUUUUUGCUGCGAUAUAUGUUUGCUGGAGUUUGACGCAGGUGAAACCGUGUCGUGGUCGCGAAAUCCAAAAUGCAAACAUUGUUUUCACAACGACUGUCUUGUAGAUUGGAUUAAGCGGAAGGCGACAUGCCCAUCGUGUCGGGAAGAUUACAUGAUCGAGUCAGCGGCCGGCCACAGCAGUAACCUGCCCAACAACAAUAACAGUCUUCGCAGUAAUGAGGAGAACGUAUAG